AUGUCUGUGAAUUAUAAUACGCCACAUACUGUAGAUGUGCCUGUAACUGAUUUGGACGACCCAGAAGAUGAUAUAAUUUUUGCAGAACAGGAUACCAAUCACCACCAAGGUGAAAAUAACAAAUACUACAAUCAUGAUGUAAAUGCAUUUUUUGAUCCACUAGAGGAUGAUGAAAGUGGUAAUAAACCAAAUUUGAUAAACAAAUUAAAAUCAUUAUUGGGUAGUAGUUCUAAUCGGAAAAAUCAAUACGAAAUGGUCAAUACAUCGGAUUCUUCAAAUAGGUUUCAAGAUGACAGCAAUGAUUUUAACGAACUAGAUGAAGAAGCUCCAAUAGAUUUAAGAGAUUAUAGAUUGAAACUUUUGGAGAGAAAAGUACGAAAUAGAACACUUUUAGGAGGGUUUAUAUUAGUUUUAAUUGCAAGUUCAGUUUUUAUUCUAGUAUUCACUAGAAAGAAUCCAGUAAAUUUCACAAAUCAAAGUACAAAUUCAAAAGGAAGAGUUAUAUUUUCAAACUCGACUCAUGAAUUUUAUAAAACAACUAUUGUGAUAUCUUUAGAUGGUUUUCAUCCUCAUUAUAUAAAUAUUCAUGACACACCUACACUACAUAAUAUGUUACUACAAGAUUAUGGAUCUCCUUAUAUGAUACCCAGUUUUCCAUCACUGACUUUCCCCAAUCAUUGGACGUUGGUUACUGGCUUGUAUCCUUCAGAGCAUGGUAUUGUUGGAAAUACAUUUUGGGAUCCUCAGUUAAAAAAACAAUUUAUAAAUACUGAUCCGAAAGUUGGUGGAUUAGAUCCAGAUUUUUGGAAAGGUGGAGAACCAAUAUGGCAAACUGCCAAACGUCAGAAUGUUAAACCAGCAGUUCAUAUGUGGCCCGGCUCUGAAGUUCCAACUAUUGGACCAGAAACUGAUUAUGAUAAAUUCAAUGGUUCUGAGGUUUUAUCUCUUAAAGUUGACAGGGUUAUGGGUUGGUUAGAUCGUGAAAUUGAAACAAGACCAGAAUUGAUUUUAACGUAUGUACCAACAGUUGAUGAAUAUGGUCACAAAUAUGGAAUAUCAGGUGAUGAUUUAACUCAAAGUUUAACUUAUGUUGAUGACUUCCUUCAAUUAAUGAGAACUGAAUUAGAAAGAAGAAAUUUGCAGAAUAUUGUAAAUUUGAUCGUUGUCAGUGAUCAUGGAAUGUCACCUACAUCAAAUGAUCGAUUAAUCUAUCUUGAUGAUUUGGUGGAUCUUAAUAAAAUUGAGCACAUUGAUGGCUGGCCAUUGAUAGGCUUAAGACCAAAAGACGAUGUGAAAGUGGAGGAUGUUGUGAUAGAAUUGAAUACGAAAAUCAAUCAACUUGACCCUAAAUUAUCUAAGAAUUACAACAUUUACACGAGAGAGAAUAUACCUAAAAAGUUUAAGCUUGGAGGUCAAUUAAAUGAUCAUAGAUUUAACUAUAGACUAGCUCCAAUAUGGAUAUUUCCAGAUGUAGGAUACGUGAUAACAACUCAUGAACAAAUGGAUAAAAUGCAGCAUGACUAUAAACCAAAAGGAGUACAUGGGUAUGAUAAUACACAUUUGUUGAUGAGAGCUAUAUUUUUGGGCUCAGGUCCCUAUUUUGUUGAAAAUUUCAAGAAUAAAAAAAUUAAACCUUUUAAAAAUACUGAUUUUUAUAACAUAGUUUGCGACACUUUGGAUUUAAAUCCUGCUGAAAAUAACGGAACUAUAGCAAGUCUACUAUUUCAAGAUAAAUUACCUAAUGAUUGGCAUGAUGAUUUGCAAUUCCCUAAUUUGGAUUUUGAGGUGGAUCAUAUAGUUAAGAAUAAUGCAACCUACGAUCAGUUGUGGAGACUAAAGAAUAAUCCGGAGCCAGCGGAUGUAAAUAAUGACCCCAAAAGCUCUUUAGACGAAGGGCAAAAGACAACUAUUGAAUCUCAAACUUUACCCAAACCAAGUGAUUUCAUACCUACGAUUACACAAUCAUCAUUUGAAGCAGCAACCCUGACUACUGUUUCAGUUAAAACUACAAAAGCUCAUGAGGGAUUUGGAGAGAUACUAGGUGAUAUAAUAGAUGGAGUUGAAGAAGGAGUUGAAGCAAUCGGAGAUAUUUUACAUAGUUUGAUAGAUGACAAUUUUUAA
Lodderomyces pseudojiufengensis is the source of this 2121-nucleotide messenger RNA. Its product is annotated as nucleotide diphosphatase/phosphodiesterase. Gene Ontology annotation, biological process: nucleoside triphosphate metabolic process. The transcript has a single exon. The coding region runs from base 1 to 2121 and encodes 706 amino acids. Lineage: Eukaryota; Fungi; Ascomycota; Pichiomycetes; Serinales; Debaryomycetaceae. Gene Ontology annotation, molecular function: nucleoside triphosphate diphosphatase activity; ribonucleoside triphosphate phosphatase activity. The record is from RefSeq and is a predicted model, not a curated record.